Messenger RNA from Eruca vesicaria subsp. sativa (arugula), 677 nucleotides. The record is from the annotation of a GenBank genome assembly. Lineage: Eukaryota; Viridiplantae; Streptophyta; Magnoliopsida; Brassicales; Brassicaceae.
AUGUCUUCUAUGAUUGUUGAUCUUGGAGGGACUAGAAUUGAAACGACUGUUACCAGAGAACCAAGCGAGAUUAACCGUCUUGUCAUGACAUUCUUGUCUAACGACAAAUUUGGCAGGAAUAAAAUCAUUGGUCUUGACACAGAACGAGCUCGUAGUUUUAGUCCUAAAACCGUCCUGCUCCAGCUUUGCGAUGGAGACUAUUGCCUAAUAAUUCAGCUUUCCUCUUUUAAUCAUGUCAAGCUUCCUCUGUCUCUCUACAAUUUUCUCAACCUCCCUGAUUUCACCUUUGUGGGAAUUGGCAUGAACAAGUCUCUUAAGAUGCUGGAGAGUGAGUUUGGUUUGACCUGCAAGAAUGCUGUUGAGAUCGGACCCCCCAAGCGGAGUCUGAUGACCUACAAUAUGCAUUAUUUGAAUAUAACGAGGGCUGAUAUUGUUCAGAACGAACCAGCAAGCCCCAUCUUUGGCGACUGGGGGGCAAGUGUUCUCAGCGAGAACCAGAUUAUUCUCGCAGUUUCAAACGCUUACUUGGCUUUUGGCUUGGGGAACAAUAUGUUGGAAUACUGAAUCUAAACAUCUGUUUGCUUCUUUUUUUUUCUUUCUGUUUCCUUUUGUUUCUUUCUUUAUGUUAUUCAGUCUCUUGCAUUCAGGGUUGGUCAUUGUAGUACCUACAUCAUUUU